AUGUACAAAGGGAAAAGAAAGUACAUUGAAAUUUGGCAGAAAGUUGAAAUUGCUGAAUUUUACAUUCAACACCAAAAUGAGAUGAGCAUGAGAGAUGUUGCUGCAAAGUUUCAUGUCAACUCCUUUAGCUCGAUUUCCGAAUGGGUGAAUAAGCUUGAUGAGUUGAAGAAAUCAGUAAAAUCUGAUAAAAAAUUAAAAUUAGAAAGCUUCACUCAAUUUCCAGAGCUAGAGAAAGAACUAGUUCAUUGGUUUACUGCAAUCCGUGAGCAAGGUAUUCAGGUUCUCAGAUCAACGAUUGAGGAGAAAGCAAAAAGUUUGGCGGCAGAAAUGGGAUUGGCGCGAUUCGGCUGUGGAGAUAAAUGGUGGCAAGGAUUUAGGACCAGAAAUAAUUUAUCUUUCAGAAAAAUCAAUGCCUCAAGCAUUAAGCCAAUCGAAAAAGAGGCAGAACUUGUCAGGCAAUACCUAGAUGAUUUAGCGUCAUUGCUUCCUCAAUUCGUUCCAUCUAACAUUUACAAUUUCGAUGAAACGAGAUUUGAUUGAGAUGUAAAAAGCAAGUUCACUUAUGAUUUCAAGGGAACUCAACGAAUUCUAGGCGUUCAAUCAGCUAAAAUGAACCAUUUUAUCACUGUUAUGCUUAUGAUUAGAGCUGAUGGAGAAAAAAUGCCUGCUGCUUUGCUCAUUUUUCAAGAGAAAAAUGGCCAGAUCCCGAACCUUGUAAGAGAAAGACUGAAUAUUCCAGAAAAUGUCAUCAUAAAAUCAAAUAAAUCUGGCUACAUUUCUGACCAGAUUCUUAAUGACUACCUCAGAACAAUAUUGAGACGAGAAAACCAACUGCUGAUUUAUGAUCAGGCUGGAAGUCAUAAAACUAUCAUGAUUUCUAAUGCAAUUUCAGAUUUAGAUGCAACCAAAAUUGUGAUCCCUGGAGGGUGCACAAAGUAUUUGCAACCACUUGACGCACUGGUAAUUGCAAAUUUCAAAUCAAAAACAACAGAUUUCAGAAUCAAAUUCCAAACAGAGCAGAUUGAAAGAAGAUCGAAAAGAACUGGAAACCUCAAAGCUCUUGAUCGCCAGCAACUGAUAAACAUUGCUUCAAAGGCGUGAGAUGCUGUAAGCCCUCAACUUGUCAGAAAAUCAUUUGAGUUGACGGGUUCUUAUGGCGUUAAUCAUCCAAAGAUUUUCAGCCAUCAAGUUAAUAUGAAGAAGUUAAUUAUCUAA
Messenger RNA from Blepharisma stoltei, 1215 nucleotides. The record is from the annotation of a GenBank genome assembly. Lineage: Eukaryota; Ciliophora; Heterotrichea; Heterotrichida; Blepharismidae.